UAGGAUAUAAUUACUCAACCGUCGAACAUUCAUAUCAAAUCAAUUCAUCGUCGUCUUCCACAACUUUCUUCACCGGACCUCCUCCGAUCGAUUGACCUUCUCCGACGUACCUCUCCUUCCCCGUUCGUUUAUCAGAGUUUGUAGUAGUAUUCCUCCUGAAACAAUGAGUGAAGCAUUUGAUGGAUAUGAGCGGCAAUACUGUGAGCUCUCUGCGAGUCUUUCAAAGAAGUGUUCCUCUGCUGUUGCGCUUGAUGGAGAACAAAAGAAGCAGAAGUUGUCUGAAAUCAAAUCUGGCCUGGAAAAUGCAGAAGUAUUGAUUAGGAAAAUGGAUCUUGAGGCAAGGAGCCUUCCACCAAACCUUAAGUCCAGCCUCCUUGUCAAAUUAAGAGAAUUCAAGUCUGAUCUGAACAAUUUUAAAACUGAAGUGAAGAGAAUCACAUCUGGACAGUUGAACGCUGCUGCUCGAGAUGAGUUGCUAGAAGCUGGUAUGGCUGACACAAAGACGGCUUCGGCUGAUCAAAGAUCAAGAUUGAUGAUGUCAACUGAGCGUCUGGGCCGAACCACUGACAGAGUCAAGGACAGCCGUAGAACGAUGAUGGAGACUGAAGAGAUUGGUGUUUCAAUCCUCCAAGACUUGCACAGUCAGAGACAGUCUCUCCUACGAGCCCAUGAAACGUUGCAUGGAGUAGAUGAUAACGUUGGAAAAAGCAAGAAGAUAUUGACAGGCAUGACGAGGAGGAUGAACAAGAACAAAUGGACAAUUGGAGCUAUUAUCACUGCUUUGAUUGCCGCCAUUAUCGUCAUCUUGUACUUCAAACUCGCCAAGUAAGCCUCUGUAACUAAGUCCGACCAAAUCAAAGAACUGUUGUGUUCGUUUGUGAAUCUUUGAUUUAUCUUCUUUCUUCUUUCUGUGUGAAAAUUUGUCUUUGCCACCUUUGUAUUCUAAAUUUGACUAUACAUACAUUAAGCAAGUAAAGCUUCGGCCUGUGUCACGUAUAUUGUGUAUAUUGUUCAUAUCGAAUCCAGAACGAUACAUGGUUAAACA
This is a messenger RNA of Arabidopsis lyrata subsp. lyrata, 1045 nucleotides long. Its product is annotated as vesicle transport v-SNARE 11. The record is from RefSeq and is a predicted model, not a curated record. The transcript is spliced from 6 exons. Gene Ontology annotation, biological process: vesicle-mediated transport; vesicle fusion; intracellular protein transport. NCBI's taxonomy places the organism in Eukaryota, Viridiplantae, Streptophyta, Magnoliopsida, Brassicales, Brassicaceae. The coding region runs from base 164 to 829 and encodes 221 amino acids. Gene Ontology annotation, cellular component: late endosome membrane; endoplasmic reticulum membrane; ER to Golgi transport vesicle membrane. Gene Ontology annotation, molecular function: SNAP receptor activity; SNARE binding.